Molecule: messenger RNA, 2437 nt
Organism: Ceratina calcarata
Lineage: Eukaryota; Metazoa; Arthropoda; Insecta; Hymenoptera; Apidae
Gene: Vps51
Product: vacuolar protein sorting 51
Exons: 10
Coding region: 93-2309 (738 amino acids)
Biological process (GO): Golgi vesicle transport; endocytic recycling; Golgi organization
Cellular component (GO): membrane; GARP complex; EARP complex
Source: RefSeq, a predicted model, not a curated record
AUAAACUAAAAUAUACCAUCUGUAACUUGGCAAGGCACUGACUAACCUAACCGAAAGAUCUACUGUCAAAUCAUUUCUUUCCUUACUAAAAAAUGGAUAAAAUCGCUGAGAACUCGAACAAUCCGUAUGAUAUUAAUGGACAACAUUUUAAUCCCGACAUGUAUUUUCAAAAAUUAUUAAAAGAAUGUACGUUAAAACAAAUUAUGGACCAUGAAGCAGAUAUUAUAAAAAAUACACAGAUACUGCAUUCAGAUAUGCAGACUUUAGUGUAUGAAAAUUAUAAUAAAUUUAUAUCUGCCACAGAUACUAUCAGAAAGAUGAAAACUGAUUUCAAAGAAAUGGAAGAAAGUAUGGAUUUAUUAGCGAAAAACAUGGAUAGCAUCACUUCAUUUUCAGAACAGAUUUCAUCAACGUUACACGGCACCAGACAACAAAUUGCCAAGCUGUCCUCUGUCCAUGCUUUAUUAAAGAAGUUACAGUUUCUAUUUAAGCUGCCUGGCAAUUUGAAAGACAAAAUGAACGAAGAGAAUUAUGCACAGGCAGUACAAGAUUACAUACAUGCGCAACGUGUAUUAAAUCAGUAUGGCAAUAUGCCGUCAUUUCAAGGAAUACAGAAAGACUGCGAAGAUAUCGUAGAAGAAUUAAAAUCGAGGCUCAGGAUGCAGUUUCAUAAAAGAGAUGCGUCUACUAAAUCUUUAGCUGAAAACGUAGAUCUUCUAUUACAGUUAAAAGAACCAGCUGAUUCUCUGUGUGCUGAAUUCCUAACGCAUGCGAAUGAAAGGCUAAACGAGCAAUUGAAUGUUCUAAAGGAUAUGUAUGAAAACGACAUCACCGAAUUUGUCGACAUGGCUAGUUCGGGAUUUCUUAGCGAUUUGUGUCUGAUAGUCGCAUCCUACAACGAUAUGUUCAUAAACCGACUGCCAUCGGAAGAUAACGAAUUCGCUGACGAUUUCGAUACGAAAGCCUUAGUACGUUUAAACAGUUUCAUCAUGAAGAACAUGAAAAAAUAUUUCGAUAUAAUUGGGAAACGAGUAGAGAACGUAGCGGACACGGCUGUCUUAGUUAGAGCGCUCGAUAAAUUCCAUAGAAAAUUGCAAGCUAUGAAUAUGCUCUGCAGAGAAGCAGACUUCGCCAGAAUAGGUACAGAUAUCGUAAUCAAUGCUGGCAGAAAACAAUGUCGUAAUCAUUUAGAAAGUUUGAAAUCUCAUUUGAACGAAACGCUUGGUAAAGUUAAGCAAAUAUUAACAACGAAAGUUUCUCAGGAAGGAGAUGGUAGCUUGGCAGAACUUCAAUCGUUGCUUAUAAUGCCUACUAUUGAAAAAGUUAAAGGUGUUCUACAGGAUUUACUGGUGUUUUUACAACCAGAUUUAUCUUUUAGCUUAAAAACGCAAUUCCUCCAAAACUUUUGCGUGGACGAAGUUAGAGAAGGCCUAGUUGUUGGAUUUUUACAUUAUCUAGUGGUCACUGCGAGCGGAUUUUGUACUGGAUCCGAUGCUCCAAAAUUCCCACCUACUCUUUUGCUCUUAUUGAGUAAAAUGUGUAUCGAGUUCAAAGACACUAAUGUUAAAUAUUUGCUUAAUACCAUGGAUGAUCUGUUCAAUAUUGAUCAAUACACAUCGUCUGAGAACGUAAUCACUACCGAGUUGGAGAUAUGCGACAAGUUCCAAGAAGCAGCUCAAAACUUAUUAAACCAUUACGUUCGCAUUCAAGGCUUAGCGGUGUCACAGAUGUUAAGAAAAUCGGUUGAAACGAGGGACUGGUUACACACGAUCGAACCAAGGACAGUUAGAGCAGUAAUGAAAAGGGUCGUAGAAGAUGUUACGUUAAUCGAUACUCAAGUCGCUGCAUUGUAUGACGACUCCGACGGUCAAGUCGACAGGAGCAGCGACAGCAGUAGGAAAACUCAUAGUGUGAGUGUAUCGAGGCAUCACUACAGAUCUAGUUGGUCUUCGUACACGCCUAGUCACAUGGACUCGUCGUUAGUGACGAAUAUCCAUAAGUUAUUUUCAGAACGUAUCGAAAUCUUCUCGUCGGUACAAUUCAAUAAAGCUUCGAUUCUUACGGGGAUCAUCAAGAUAAGUUUGAAGACUUUCCUAGAAUGUGUCAGAUUACGAACGUUCAGUAAAUACGGACUCCAGCAAAUACAAGUGGACACUCAUUAUUUACAACUCUAUUUGUGGAGAUUCGUUUCGGACGAAAAUGUUGUUCAUUUUCUAUUGGACGAGAUACUUGGGAGUGCUGUACACAGAUGUUUGGAACCGGUUUUAAUGGAACCGAGCGUGGUUGAUAUUAUUUGCGAACGAGGAUGAAGCAUUAUACAUUCCUUUACGUAUUAUCAUUUGUAAAAAUUAGUAUAAAUAUAAAUAAAGUCUCCGAUAUCUUGUAUAUUCUUGUACAUUUUACGGUGAAAUAAAUUUUAUGAUAAAUCUCGAAAUAA